This is a messenger RNA of Musa acuminata subsp. malaccensis (wild Malaysian banana), 882 nucleotides long. RefSeq lists its product as uncharacterized. The record is from RefSeq and is a predicted model, not a curated record. Lineage: Eukaryota; Viridiplantae; Streptophyta; Magnoliopsida; Zingiberales; Musaceae.
UCUCUCUCUAAAAUCUCAGUCUCUGGAGAUAUCUACAGACUUGUACCUGAGAUGGUUCAAAUGGAGUCCUCACGCUCAGCCAAGAGGCUGUGGCGCAUAGUGAGGGUGGUGCUCUACAUGAUCCGGAAGAGCUUCUUCAUGCAUAAGCUCAUGAUGGAUCUACACCUCCUUCUCAAGCGCGGCAAGAUCGCCAGUAAAGCCCUCGUUAACCUCGUGACCUUCCACCAUCAGCACCACCACUCUGGCGCCACAGUCACGUACUCGGGGUUCUCGUGCCGGUCCAUGGACCCUGACCGCUCCUUCUACAGCCCCAAGGAGGUGCAGUUCAGCUGCAGCGGCACCCCUUCCUUCCCUUCCCUCCAUGCCAUCAAGCGAAGGAGCCGCCACCGCCGCUACGACUACGACUACGAUGCGGCGGCGAUGGCCAAGGCAUUUGAGAUACUGGAGUACUCCGAGCCGUGGGAUGCUGAGCCGGUCAUGGCGUCGCCAUCACCAGCCCCAAUGGUGUGGGACUUGGGAAGUAGCCCGGCGGGGGUGCGACAAUUAAGGAUUACCGACUCACCAUUCCCACUGAAGGAGGAGGAAGAGGAGGAAGCAGGCGGGCGUAUCGACCAGGAGGCGGAGCAGUUCAUCAAGCGGUUCUACGAGCAGCUUCGUCUUCAGCAGAUGUUUCCGGAGACGCCAGAAUACGGUCACCGCCGCCAUGAAUCGUUGAUGGGACGAGCCUGACAUGUUCUUCUUGAUAUGAUAUCUAAGAUCAGAAUGCAGCAUUCCAUUUGAUGAGUGAUUGAUUACUUAGUAGCUAUUAUUACAGCAUAAAAAGUGUAUUCUGUAUUCUGUAUUUUACUAUAUUGUCUAUAGUGUUACUUCCUAUCUCUUUAA